AUGGACGAACGAAGAUGGGAGGACUUACAAAUGGACUGCUUGGUCAAAGUGUUGGUGAAAGUUGGAAUGGAGUCACUGCUUUUGGAUGUCCCUUUUGUGUGCAAGUCAUGGUACAAGGCGACCCUCAACCCUUCAUGCUGGCAAUCUCUCAUUUUCCCGGACAACGAAUGUAUUGAAGUCUGGCCUUGGGAUGUGUCUGAAUGUCCGAAUUUUCAAAAUCUUAUGGACAGAUUUGCGAGUGAGUAUCAAAUUGAUGGGGAUCGUUGCUCUGUCACCGCUUUUCUAAAGUUUGUGAUCAAUAGGAGCAGCGGAAAUGCUACUGUGCUCAAGCUUCCCAAAUGCUGCACAGUAGAAGCCUUUGAAUUUGCUGCAAAUGUGUGUCCUGGCCUUGUGACUUUGAGUUUACCACUAAAGUUACUGGACAGCGAUAACACGAAACUAGAGUUGAUUGGCAAGUGGAAAAAUUUGGAGGUGUUAUCAUUGGGUUCAUGCUUAAAUUUGGCUCAAAUACUUGCAAUUAUACAAACACAUUGCAAGAAUUUUUAUGGUUUAGAUUUGUCCAAGGGCUAUGUUGAUGAACAUCAUGCGUUGUCAAUUGCGAAGUUGGUGCCCAAUAUCACGUAUUUAAAUUUGAAGGGUGCAAAAGUUUAUCAUGAUAGUCUUGUCACAUUGCUGCGUGGGUGCAAAGAUUUGGUGAUGUUGGACGCCAGAGAUUGUUUUGGUUUCGAUGAGAACGACGAUGAAAUAUCAAAGCUUGCGUCUCAUAUUAGUACAUUUAUGUGCGAGGGUUCUAACUUUCCUUAUCGUGAUAUGCCUCUUCCUCUUAGUGCAGAAAACCCGUUUGAUGAUGAGAUGUGGGAUGAUAUAUUCAAUGAUUUGCAUGAUGUUCAAUGA
This is a messenger RNA of Prunus armeniaca (apricot), 894 nucleotides long. The record is from the annotation of a GenBank genome assembly. NCBI's taxonomy places the organism in Eukaryota, Viridiplantae, Streptophyta, Magnoliopsida, Rosales, Rosaceae.